AACCUGUGACGCAGCGUAGCAGAGAGCAAAGUGUAGAGGAGUAAGCAGGACAGGUACGCACAGCUUCACCAACACCAACACACAGUUAAGAAACGUUCAGAAGUCGCUUAGAAAAAAAUCCGAGCGCUGCUGUGCAGUUUAGUGCUGGACUGGGAGCCGGUCUGGUUUCAAAGCUGGACUAUGGGAGCUGCCUUAGGGACUUGUGCGGUGGCUCAGUGGGCUCAGUGCUUGUGCUGCAGUGCAACAUGCCUGGCCUGCAGAUGUUGCCCACACAGCAAGAACUCCAUUGUGACACGUGUCAUUUACGCCUUCAUCCUGCUGAUCGGCACCAUCAUUUCCUGCAUCAUGCUGUCACCUGGUGUUGAGCAACAACUUAAAAGGAUCCCCGGGUUCUGUGAGGGUGGAGCUGGGUCCAGCAUCCCAGGUGUCGCAGUUCAUGUUCAGUGUGAGACAUUUGUGGGCUACAAGGCUGUAUAUAGAGUGUGCUUUGCCAUGAGCGUGUGCUUCUUGGCCUUCUCCCUGAUCACGAUCAACGUGAGGAACAGCAGAGACCCUCGAGCUGCUCUCCACAACAGCUUCUGGUUCUUCAAAAUCGCAUUCAUCAUUGGAGUCACAGUCGGUGCCUUUUACAUACCGGAGGGGCCUUUUACCCGAACUUGGUUUAUUGUUGGGACGUGUGGCGCUUUUUUCUUCAUUCUAAUCCAGCUGGUUCUUCUUGUGGACUUCGCACACUCAUGGAACGAGUCGUGGGUGGAUAAGAUGGAAAGUGGGAACUCGAAGGUGUGGUACGGUGCCUUACUCUGUGUAAUGGGACUAAACUACGCUCUGUCCCUCACUGCCAUCGUCCUCAUGUACCACUUCUACACUAGACCAGAAGAAUGUGCACUCAACAAGUUCUUCAUCAGCUUCAACAUGCUACUGUGCAUUGGUGCUUCGGUGAUCUCCAUGCUAAGCAAAGUACAGGACUCUCAGCCCAGAUCUGGGCUUCUCCAGUCUUCUGUCAUUACUUUGUACACCAUGUAUCUGACCUGGUCAGCCAUGACAAAUGAGCCAGACCGCACAUGCAACCCCAGCCUUCUGAGCAUCUUCCAGCAGAUCGCUGAGCCCACACUCGCCCCAGUGGAGAACCAGACGUCCGUAAUCAUCAUUGAAGCAGAGGAACCCGAGCCCUCAUCCCCUUACUUGCAGUGGUGGGAUGCCCAGAGUGUCGUUGGACUGGCUAUAUUUGUCCUCUGCAUUUUGUACUCAAGUAUACGCUCAUCCAGCACCAGUCAGGUAAAUAAGCUGAUACUGGUCUCUAAAGAUAAGGUCAUCAUUGAGGACAGUUCCCCAGGAAGCUCCAGCGAGGUGGAGGACGGCUCUGGCCCAAAGCGUGUCACAGACAACGAGAAGGAGUUUGUACAGUACAACUACUCUUUCUUUCACUUCAUGCUCUUCCUCGCUUCACUGUACAUCAUGAUGACACUCACAAACUGGUACAGUCCUGAUGCUGACUAUAGUGACAUGGGCAGCAAGUGGCCAGCAGUUUGGGUAAAAAUCUCAUCCAGUUGGGUCUGUCUCACCAUAUACGUCUGGACACUGAUCGCUCCAGUGAUAUUCCCAAACAGAGACUUUGCAUAGACGUGUUCUCUUUAUCCUUUCAGCAUUCAUCUCUGGAGCCUUUACAGUGGAAAGAUGACCACAUUUGAACUGUAGACAUAAAAUUAUAUACUCCUAAAAAUAAAGGUUUCCAGAAUGGUUCCGGGCUUGGAUACACAAUUCUAGGGUACACCAUUUCAUAGUGAACCUUUACAUUAUUUGGAGGUUCUUUAAAUCUUAAAAAGGUUCUUCACAUUCACACAGAUCAUUUACCAAAAUGGUUCUUUAACCAUAUUCUACAGUAUCUGCAGAAUAUUCUGCCUGCUUUGGAGGUCCCUCUGCUGUAUAAUGCCUUUUUUCUUAAAACCGUUAAUGGAAUAUAUUGGAUUUACAAACUGGAAGCGAGCUCAUUUGUGAGCGAGCAGGUCCAUAUUUAUAGAAGUGUUUUUUAUUGUGUUGACAGAACUGUUUGAUAUGAAGAAAACUGGAGUUGUCUGUUUUAUCUCAGCAUGGCCAUCUUUGUGGAGAGGUGUCAACUAUUUAUCACAAGAGUGGGUUCUUGCUCCUCAUUGCUUGCUAGCAGCUCAACAGAGUCACAGUUCAUGCACAGAGAGACAACAGAGUCCUAGUUCAUCUGAUAACAGAGUUACAGACAACAAACAUUUUAUUUGAUUAUAUUAAUCAAAAAUAUCUGAACUGAUUUCUGUUUCACUGGCAGAAUGGCCACUAGGGGACACUGCAGAAAGAGGUUAAAAAACAUUUAUUUAAAGUUUAAAAACUGGUUCUUCUAUGGCUUUGUUCCAGAAGACAUUUCGAACACCAAAAAACCCAAACAACACCUUUAUUUUUAGGAGUGUUGAACUGACUGUAGAAAUGUAAAGUGUCAGUGCUGCCUUUACUAGUAAUACAAUGAAUUAUAUAUUUAGUAUAUUCAUGCUGGAUACUGUUUUGUAGCACUAAUACUGUGCAGUUGUGUAAUUUUAGCACUUAAGCACACAGCGCUGCAUCAUUUAUUUGCAAAACAGUGCCAUCUCUGGACACUAUCAUGUAUCUAGCAUUCUGAUUUGCACUAAAAUAUUUAUGCAAAAGAGCACAAAAUAAGCACAAAAUGAUACUGAUAUGAAGUGUCUCCUGUGAUUUGCAGCACUUACCUACCACUUUUGAAUUUUCAGCUAAAUAUUUGUAUUGAAUAACAUUCCAUAUAUUUUGAUAAGAUUCAUCGCAGCUAAUUUCAUAUAGACUAGGCUGGAUGUUUACAGGUGUUUGAUUUGUCUGUUACAUGUGAGUAAGGACCACUGACCAAACAAAUGGAUGAACAAAUACAUUUUAUGUCCUUUUAUAUUUUAUUACGCAUACUUUACCAGAAAACAGUGAUACCACAAGUAAUUUUGUAAAAUUAGAAUUUGUACGAUUUUCAUCACUGCACUAUUGUGUUAGAUGUGCAACCAUGCAAGCCAUGACUCUUUUCUGUUUGGUGAUUUAGUUUUUCCCCCCGAUAAUGUGUAUAACAAGCUGAAUAUGCAUAAUUUGGAUUUAAUUAAGUUGCAGUUAUCAUCUGUGGAUAAUGUCCCAACCAAAGCCUUAUAAGUUGUGAAUGUGGUUUACUCUAUGAACGUUCAUGAGAGAAUAUUGUUCUAUUGCAUUUUUUACAAUUGCUGCCAAAGAUAUUUACUUUUAUUUUUAAAUGUACUUUUUACUUUUCAGUCAUACACAAAUGUACUUUGAAUAAAGGUUGAAAAACAGAAAA
Messenger RNA from Pygocentrus nattereri (red-bellied piranha), 3325 nucleotides. RefSeq names its product serine incorporator 1 (gene serinc3). The coding region runs from base 181 to 1620 and encodes 479 amino acids. The transcript is spliced from 10 exons. The record is from RefSeq and is a predicted model, not a curated record. Gene Ontology annotation, cellular component: membrane. NCBI's taxonomy places the organism in Eukaryota, Metazoa, Chordata, Actinopteri, Characiformes, Serrasalmidae.